AUGCCAUAAUUAACUCCUUAAACACUUAACAAAUUGUGUGAAUACUUUUUGUAUUUAGCCAAAUUAGAAUCAGAAAUUGAAAUUAUUCGAAAUGUACUUUGUGAACAUGAUCGCUUUCAUCCAUUUUUCAUUUUUAAACACAUAGAUGGAAUCUCCAUCAAUCCAAAGGGUUAAUUGAAUCCUGCAGAUCUUCUUCAAUUUCUAGAAGACAAUGGCUUUGUACACAACUUAGAAGAAUGUAUUUAAUUCAUUGAUUUAUAUGAUGAAGAAUCUAAAGGUUAUCUUCUUUAUUCAUAGUAACUAAUUGUUAUAAUUUUAGAUUCUUGAGAAUUUGUUUACCUUAAAAUAAUGUUGUCUUACGAUAAAAGAUAGCAUUAUAGAAUGUAGAUUUCCCUCAUUAUGAUCAAAAGAUAUCUUAUACACUAUCUAAAUUAAUCAACUAUGAAAUUAAAUCAAUGGAAACUACAUCAUCAUUUAUAUAAAAACUUUAGGAUUGUUCAGAUUAUAGUCCAUCUGCAUGUUUUGAAUUCAUGGACUCUCAAAACUCAUAAAUUUUAAUAGCAUCAAAUUUUAGAGAUCUCUUCUAAGAAUCAGCCAUAAUUAUCUAUCCUCAUGAAUUACAAUCUUUAUUCAAGAGAUUUGAUUUACUUAAUGAUGGAGUCAUUGAUAAAUCUGAAUUUAUGAAGUAUUUUAAAAAAAGAGUCAUUAAUCCUAAGGAAUGCAAAACUCCAAUUAAAGAUAAAUCUUAUUUACAUAAUUUUAAAGAAAAAAGUUAAUAAAAAUAAUUAUAAUCCCAAUAAUCAAAUAGAUCUAAAAAAACAUCUACAACUCCUAUUAAAAAAUUAAAUUCUAUAUUGAAAUAAACUGGAUAAUCACCAAAAAAGGAAUUUGAUAAUUUAAGAUCUGUGAGUUUUAUUGAAAGUUCUAAGACUUCUAAAACAUAGAAUUCGAAUUAAAGCUAUAUAUUUAAGACUCCCAAUUAAUAAAAUAAAAAAUAUAUAGAUUAAAAGACAGAACUGAGAGCAUAAAUGUAAUUAUUCAAGGUCUAGAAAUCAUAAUAAAGUUCUAUUAAUUCCACAAUUAAGAAACCUACAUAAAAAAGAUCUACUUAAAAAAAUGGAAUAAAGAAUUCUCCCAAAAAAAAUAAAAAUUGUUUUAAUCCUUCUACAUUUAUUAAGGAUAUAUUACUUAAAUUAAUGAAUUUUGAAAAAGAAAUUGAAAGAAUCAAAAUUAAUUUACAAGCAACACCUGAUUUUUCUAUUUGCAAUACAUUCAGAACAUUGGAUAAAAGGAAAAUGGGAUUCUUAAUUGCUGAAGAUUUAGAAUAAUUCAUAAAUAAAUAACAUCUAUCACUUAUACUAAAGAAAGUAUCUCCUGAUGGUAGAAUUAAAUUUAAUUAAUUUAUUCAAUUAAUAUCACCAUAUCAUUAAGAACAAUAAUCUAUUAGAGAAUAGAGUCAAAAUAGAAAUUACCUUAUAUAAGGAAGAAUAUAAUAAUUAUUAUCUCUCUUAUUUGAGAAAUUAUAUGAGAGAGAACUCUUGUUUUAAUAAGCCAAUUAAGAAAUGAAAUAAAAUUAAUAAUGUGAUAUUAAAUACUUAUUUAUGAUGAUUGAUGAAGAUUCAUAUGAUAAUGAAAUCAGUUUAAAAGAUGUAUAUUAUAUUUAAAUACUAUUUUAUUAGCUUGAUUCAUUUUUGUAUAAGUAAUAAGUGUAACCAGAAUUAGAAGACUUGGAAUUAUUAUUCAAUAGACUGGAUACUGAUAGAGAUGGAAAAAUAUCUUUUCUGGAUUUUAUCAACAUUUUUUCCUUUUGA
This is a messenger RNA of Paramecium primaurelia, 1811 nucleotides long. NCBI's taxonomy places the organism in Eukaryota, Ciliophora, Oligohymenophorea, Peniculida, Parameciidae. The record is from the annotation of a GenBank genome assembly.